Messenger RNA from Necator americanus (New World hookworm), 231 nucleotides. RefSeq lists its product as uncharacterized. Bases 1 to 231 code for a protein of 76 amino acids. The transcript has 3 exons. The record is from RefSeq and is a predicted model, not a curated record. NCBI's taxonomy places the organism in Eukaryota, Metazoa, Nematoda, Chromadorea, Rhabditida, Ancylostomatidae.
AUGCUCAUCCUUUUACUCAUUGUUUGGGUAUCAUCGGCAACAGCGUACAAAUCGACCACAUACUCACCAACCGGGGGUGGAGUCUACUUGACGUCUCAGCAGCCACACGAUGGAAAAGGACAUCUGCUAUCGGCCACGAAAAAAAAAGUAGUCCACGACGAUUGGGUACUCGAGAACUCCUUGCUUCAAAGUGACUGGCACAUCGAGGAGGACCCAGACGUGGAGACUUGA